Oldenlandia corymbosa var. corymbosa is the source of this 1073-nucleotide messenger RNA. The record is from the annotation of a GenBank genome assembly. NCBI's taxonomy places the organism in Eukaryota, Viridiplantae, Streptophyta, Magnoliopsida, Gentianales, Rubiaceae.
CUUUUCUAGAGGUCAACUUUAUCUUCAUCUCGUCAGCUAAAUAAACUAUUUUCCCCAUACAUAAGUAACCUCACAAACUUGUAGGAAACCCAUUGAAUUAAGUUUGUUCAACAAGCUGCAAGCUUCUUAGGUUGAAGAAAAUGAGACCAUCUUCCGCAGUCUUUGCUCUAAUCUUCCUUGUAAUGUUUGCUGCUAUGGUUGAUGGGAGAAGAUGUCCGGGAACAAUGUAUUGGAAAGCUGUGAUGAAGAAUGAACCAAUGCCUGAAAUCAUUUCAGGCCUUCUCCGUGAAGAACCUGGUUCAGAUAAUUCCAAUGAUCAGAAGUGUACGAGAAGUUCAUCAGCAACUGAUCAGAAACCCGCAAGGGUUUUCGACAUCAGGCCUAAUGUCAUCAUCUAUCACAAUGGACAUGGCGAUUCGAGAAAGAGCGAAAACUUUAGCUGAUGGAUGACCUUAACACAAAUGUCGUUAUAUUGCUCAAAUAGAGUUUCUAAGAUGAGAAUAUUGCUUAUUACAUAGUAGAUGAUUGAGCAGAGAUUUUUAGCUAUUCGCCGUCUCCACUCUCCUAUAUAGUUAACGUUAUGCAUAAAUGCUAGCUAGCUAUAAUAAGGGCCAAGCGAGUAGAUAGUUUCUUCUAGAUUGAGCUGAUUCUGCAAUAUAUAUACAUCAUGAUUAUUGUUGUCGCACAAGUUUUCGUCGCAUAUUGUAUUUGGUAAUCGGCGCCCAGGAAGGAGAGAGUCGGACUACAUUAGAAUAUUGCCGGAAUCAACGUUGUAUAUUUGAAAGAUUAACUACAGAUAUCUACUAGUUUGGCAUAAGGUGUCUUUGUGUUUUUUUUUCCCUGUAGUUAUAAGGUGUCUUUUUUUGUUCUUUUAUUGUGCCGACUAGAAGAAAUAUGUUCCACAGGGGAGUCCAACGCCUGCAGAUAAUAUACCAAUCACAAAAUGUACAUAUACAAUAUGUAUCAAAGUAAAAUCAAGUAUGGAUUGUGUAUAAACCAUUGGAACUCUCAAAUGCCCUUAUUUGGACUUAGAAUAAUAGGGAUUGUAUUUCAUCAUCGUGUUAUCAGAUACA